AGGCAGGCUCACGCCAAAAUAGAGAGAGAGGAUUGAGAGAGAGAAAAAAAACUCGGCUCAAAAAUCGUUUACUCCAGUUCUGUGACGGAACAAUUCAAUCUCUUCUUUACCUUCUUCUGUUACGUUACAUAUCUGUUGAUUUCUGUUUGAUUGCUAUAUUCAUAUGUCUUCUCUACCAGAAAUUCAAGUUCGAGUUAAAGAGACGAUGAAAUCUAUGAGUUAAUCUAGGGUUUCUUGGUUCUGGGUCUCCUCAGAUUUUAAUUUUAGUUUGUGGGAGGAGAUGAUGUCGAAAUUCGAGGCUAGGAAGAAAAUUGGUGAGAAGUCAGGAAAUGGGAAGUUGUUAAAUGACAUUGAAGCUAUAAGUAAAGCACUAUAUGCAGAUAAAACACGGCCAAGGAGUUCUAUGUCUACAGUGAGCAGUCGAUCCAAAUCUGUAGGGAAAACCCAUUUGCCUGAACCAAAAUCAAAGCUAAAUGAUGCUAAUAAAGAUGCACUAGAAAAGGACAAGAAGUCCAUUUGGAGUUGGAAGGCCUUAAAGGCAAAUUUUACUCCUGUCCGAAACCGUAGGUUUGAUUGUUGUUUCACUCUGCAAGUCCAUUCAAUUGAAGGUUUGCCUUUGAAUUUCAAUGAGCUUAGUCUUAUUGUCCAUUGGAAGAGGCGGGAUGGAGAGUUGAUGACUUGCCCGGCUAGGGUUUUUAAAGGUACAGCGGAGUUUGAAGAACAAUUGACGCAUACAUGCUCAGUUUACGGUAGUAGAAACGGUCCCCACCAUUCGGCAAAGUAUGAAGCAAAACAUUUCUUGUUAUAUUCGUCUGUUUCUGGUGCUCCUCAGCUGGAUUUGGGAAAGCAUCGGAUUGAUCUCACGAGGUUGCUUCCUUUGACGUUGGAGGAACUAGAGGAGGAGAAAAGCUCUGGGAAGUGGACAACUAGUUUCAGGUUGUCGGGUAAAGCUAAAGGUGCUAAUAUGAAUGUCAGUUUUACAUAUUCUGUUGUUGGGAAUAGUUCUAUGAUAACUGCUACCAGCAGGGAUGUUCCUGAGGUCCUGAAUAGUGCAAGUACAGUAAAACCCCCGAGGGAACUGAGUCAAAGUGAGGAUCGGAGCUCAAUACAACGAGCCGAAAGUCUUCCUGCUAGGUCUUCUACCUCACUUCGUUCCCCAGAAGACAUAAAGGAUCUUCAUGAGGUUCUGCCAAUUUCAAGGUCAGAACUUGCUGAAUCGGUACAUAUUCUUUAUCAGAAAUUUGAUGAAAACAAGUUGAAUGUUUCAGAUGAUUGUGAACCUAAGCUUGAUGUUUUCAGUGAACCUCUUGAACCCCUCAAACCAAAUUCAUACUUGUUGUCCAAUGCUGUUGAAGCAAAUGUUGAAAAGGAGUAUGAAGUUAGUGAGUUUUCCAUCGUAGAGAAAGGUAUGGAAUUGUCCUUUGAGGAGCAGGUGAAAUCAGAAGAAAAAGCUGUUGAUGGUUCUGGAGUAGAGAAUCUUGCUGGCAGCACUGACGAGGUAGCCCUUGUAGGGGACACCAAGCUUCAUCCCCCAGUUGAAGUUGAGGAAAUUGGCAGUCACAGAAAUGAGCUUGUGGUGACCAAGUGCAAGUCCGAAGAGAAUGAUAUAUGCACCAAAGAAUCACUUAUGAAAGAUUUGGAGUCAGCAUUGGCUAGUGUGUCAGAUUUGGUAAAAGAAGGAUCGGAUUCCCAAGAAGAUGAAAGUGAAAUUUCAAACCAAGAGAAUUACUUGAUGGGAAAAUCAAAUUGUGAAGGGCUUCGGAAGGGCAAGUCACUUAGCUUGGACGAUGCUACUGAAUCUGUUGCUAGUGAGUUCCUGGACCUGCUGGGGAUAGAGCAUAGUCCAUUUGGCUUGAGUUCUGAGAGUGAGCCCGAGUCCCCAAGAGAACGUCUGUUGAGACAAUUUGAGAAGGAUACCCUAGCCAGUGGGUUUUCCUUAUUCAACUUUGAUAUUGAUGGUGAGCAGGCAGAAUUUGGUUACGAAGAUCCAACUGGGUCUGGGUGGGGGACCAUCUCUGAAGACUUCUAUAACUCAUCAAUGGCCCUAGCUUCUGAGAAAAUGCCUACAGUAGCAACAGAAGCAAUGAGGGACAGAACAAGGGCUUUAAUGUUAGAGGAAUUGGAGACAGAGGCUUUGAUGCGUGAGUCGGGCUUGAAUGAGCAGGCUUUUCAGCGUUCUCUGUCUAACAGCUCUGGUGGGUUUGGAAGCCCAAUUGAUUUACGCACUGAAGAUCCUCUCCAGCUGCCUUCCCUUGGAGAAGGCUUAGGUCCAUUUGUUCAGACUAAGAACGGAGGAUUUUUGCGGUCGAUGAAUCCUGCACUUUUUAGCAAUGCCAAAAAUGGGGGAAGCUUGAUUAUGCAGGUAUCUAGUCCAGUCGUUGUACCUGCAGAGAUGGGUUCUGGUAUAAUGGAGAUACUGCAGCAAUUGACUUCAGUUGGAAUUGAAAAGCUCUCAAUGCAAGCAAAUAAGUUGAUGCCUCUAGAAGAUAUAACUGGAAAGACGAUGCAACAAAUAGCAUGGGAAGCUGCACCACGUUUGGAGGAACCUGAGAGGCAAGAUUUCUUGCAGCGUGAAUCAGGGGCAGGACAAAAAACAUCUGUUGGGCAAAAGACAGUUAAAGAAAAAUCAUUGGGACCCAGGCCUAGCAAGUUUGAAUCAAGUACAAUUGGCAAUGAGAUGGACUCAGAAUAUGUUUCCUUAGAAGAUCUGGCUCCUUUGGCAAUUGAUAAGAUUGAAGCCCUCUCAAUGGAAGGUUUGAGAAUACAAUCUGGCAUGUCAGAUCAGGAUGCCCCUUCAAACAUCAGCCCGCAGUCUAUUGGUGAAUUCUCGGCCCUCGAGGGGAAGAGGGUCAACAGUGAUGGGUUUUUGGGCCUUGAGGGAGCUGGUGGAUUGCAAUUGCUGGACAUUGAUGGCAACGGUGAUGAUGUUGAUGGUUUAAUGGGCCUAUCAUUAACCCUUGAUGAAUGGAUGAGGCUGGAUUCUGGUGAUAUUGAUGACGAAGAUCAAAUCAGUGAUCGAACCUCUAAAGUUCUUGCAGCCCAUCAUGCUACUUGCACAGACUUGACUCGUGGAAGGUUGAAGGGAGAAAAAAGACAUGGCAAAGGUUCUGGUAAAAAGUGUGGUCUGUUGGGGAACAACUUCACCGUCGCAUUAAUGGUGCAGCUGCGUGAUCCUUUACGGAACUGUGAGCCAGUUGGUACACCAAUGCUUGCCCUCAUUCAAGUGGAGAGAGUUUUUGUCCCACCAAAACCAAAAAUAUACAGCACAGUCUCAGAAGUAAGGAAGAUUAGCGAAGAAGAGGAUAAGUCUGAGCCUGCCAACAACGAGGACAUAAAGGAGGCACCCAAAGAAGAGAAAAUUUUCGAAGAGGAAGACAUCCCUCAGUUCAAAAUCGCUGAAGUUCAUGUUGCUGGUUUGAAGAAUGAGCCUGGGAAGAAGAAGCUUUGGGGUUCUACUACUCAACAGCAGUCUGGAUCCCGUUGGUUGCUUGCCAAUGGAAUGGGGAAGAAGAACAAGCAUCCACUUAUUAAGUCAAAGCCUGUUGCCAAAUCCUCUUCCCCAGCAACAACUACAGCCCAGCCUGGAGAAACAUUGUGGAGCAUCUCUUCUCGUGUUCAUGGCACGGGGUCUAAAUGGAAGGAAUUGGCUGCACUGAAUCCACAUAUUCGGAACCCAAACAUUAUAUUAUCAAACGAAACUAUCAGGUUACGAUAGCCGAACAAGCCUUUUUACUCAGAAGGAUGAUUUUUAGGAAGCGCUCACUCAGAUAUCCAUCUAAUGGCCAACAGUAGGUAAGGAACUUCUUCAGAUAAUCAUGAACAUAGCAAGACUUGGUCGAUCCACUUUGUGAUGAGUUUGAAUGGUUGCUUGAAGGAUUGAUCCCCAGUCCAGAUGAUAUUUAUCAGUUCUGCCUCUGGUGGUUUCCCUUAUAUUUAUCUCAAACAUGGUCUACCAAAUAACAUGUUUUGAGUAAUAAUAAGGUAGAUGGCAUAGUUUUGCUAUUUAUACUGUCUUCAUUUGUACAUGCAUGUGGUUUGUAAACAUGAUUGAGCAUGGAUGUUCUUGUUUAUUGGAAAGAAUAUUGUGUUGGUGUCUCAUGAAGA
This is a messenger RNA of Ilex paraguariensis (yerba mate), 4104 nucleotides long. The record is from the annotation of a GenBank genome assembly. Lineage: Eukaryota; Viridiplantae; Streptophyta; Magnoliopsida; Aquifoliales; Aquifoliaceae.